This is a messenger RNA of Anopheles maculipalpis, 4905 nucleotides long. RefSeq lists its product as uncharacterized. Gene Ontology annotation, biological process: DNA integration. Gene Ontology annotation, molecular function: nucleic acid binding. The record is from RefSeq and is a predicted model, not a curated record. Lineage: Eukaryota; Metazoa; Arthropoda; Insecta; Diptera; Culicidae. The transcript has 3 exons. The coding region runs from base 1 to 4905 and encodes 1634 amino acids.
AUGCCCACGGUAGAAAGCGUGAAUCUUUCUCCGCGUGAAACAAGCGACGGCGUGUUGGAAAAUCCUAACCUCAAGUUGGUUGAGGUUACGAAACACUUGGCGGAAGGCUUCAACCUGCACUCACGGAAUACAACCGACAGCGUGGCGGCAAAUUCUAACCUCACUCUUGCUAAGGGAUCCGACAGUAUGGCAAACAGGCUAGCCAUAAUGAAGCGACGGCAAGAAGCGGAGAAGAAACGGGUGGAACUGGAGUUGCAGCUGCGGUUCGUGAAGGAAGAGGAGCAGAUUUUGGCUGAGGAACUGGGCGUGCAAGUGACCGCUGAGACAUCGACAGUGAUACCAUCCUGUGCGGAGGGUGGUUCGAUGGAACGUGUGAGACGUGAGGAGCGCGGUUAUGCCCAGCAGGAGGUGAAUGUGCAUCGCAACAUACCAACCGAAUUACCCGUGUUUGCCGGGGACCCGGCGGACUGGCCAAUAUUCAUCGCGCAUUAUGAGUAUACUACGGACAAAUUCGGCUUUUCCAACUGGGAAAAUAUGUUGCGUUUGCAAAAGGCGCUGAAGGGUCCCGCUCUAGAGGCAGUGCGUAGCCGUUUACUUUUGCCGGAAGUGGUACCGCAAGUGAUAGCAACGCUGCGCUCACGUUAUGGUCGGCCAACGCAUCUCAUCUCGGCGUUAAUCGAGAAAGUGCGUAGGAUGGCUGCACCCUGCAUGGAGAAGCCCGACACCAUCGUGGCGUUCGGUGAAGCGGUGCAAAGCAUGGUGGACCAUAUGAAGGCCGCUGGACGAGAGGCGCAUCUGACUAACCCGUUGCUGCUACAGGAGAUCGUGGACAAGCUACCGAUGACCGAGAAAUAUAAUUGGGUGCGAUUUGUACGGCACAUCGACGAACCAGACCUCCGGAUGUUUGCAGAGUACAUGGCCGAGUUGCAGAGCGCUGCGGAGACGUUAACCAACCGGGAGUUACCAUCGUGGAAGGCGGCGGAAAGGAAGAAGCCCAGCACCAAGGCUUAUGUGCACGCACAUGUCGAUCAUCAGGAAUCAACAACAUCUGGGAAUAACUCAACGCAGGUAGGGAAAUCAUUGCGUUGUUUUAUUUGCGAUAAAAGGGGACACGAUGUGGGAAAAUGUUUUGAGUUUGUAGCAAUGUCGGUUAAGGAACGGUGGAAUAAGGCUCGUGCACAUUCUUUGUGCUUCGGCUGCCUGGGCAAGCACAACUGGCGGACGUGCCGCAACAGGCCAGUGUGUGGCAAAGAAGGGUGUACGUACCGACAUCAUGCGUUGCUGCACGGAGUGGAGGAGUCUCGGCGAGUCAGCAAUGAGAUCGGCGCUUCGGAACCCGGGGUUGGAAGGAACAAUGGUGGUGCUAUUGCGGAAAGCAACCAUCAUCAGUACGCAUCGUCUUCGUCGAAGGCACUCUUCCGGAUUGUGCCUGUCACCGUGUAUGGUCCGGCUGGAGCGGUGGCAACGUUUGCCUUUUUGGAUGAAGGUUCAUCCAUGACGUUGGUUGACGAGGAUUUGGCAGAGAAAUUAGGUGUCAAGGGUGUGGUGGAGCCUCUUUGCAUUCGUUGGACCGGCAAUACAACAAGGGUCGAGGCUGGGUCCAGACGCGUAAAUCUCGAGGUGGGUCCGAUUGGUUCUACAAGGCGUUUUGCGGUCAAUUCGGUACGUACGGUUCCAGCCAUGAACCUACCGCGGCAAUCCUUCGUACAGGACGAAGGGAGGUGGGAACAUCUGAAGCAGCUGCCGAUACAGGAAUAUAAGGAUGCGGAACCCAAGAUGCUUAUUGGGUUAGACAACCUGAGGCUGACGGUUCCCCUCAGGACGGUAGAGGGCGGAGAUGGUGAUCCAAUCGCAGUCAAAACGCGUUUAGGAUGGUGUAUCUACGGGAAGUCGACGAACCAGGGGGGUGAUAGACUACUGCACAUCUGCGAGUGCAAUAGCCCAAACAAUCUUCACGACGCGAUUGGCAAAUUCUACGAACUGGAGCAAAUGGGGGUGGCGUACACACACGUUCAGGAUGACCCGGAUACCCAACGUGCUCAACAUCUAUUGGAGGUUACCACGGUUCGUGUUGGAAGACGUUUCGAGUCGGGUUUAUUGUGGAAGGUGGAUCAUUCAGAGCUUCCUUCAAGCCUCGCUAUGGCGAAACGUAGGUUCGAUUGUUUGGAGAAAAGGAUGGAACGAGAUGGUCAGCUCAAGCUGCAGGUACACCGUCAGAUUCGCGAGCUGCUGGACAAACAGUAUGUGCACAAGGCAACGAAACAGGAACUGUCGGAGGCUAACCCGAAACGAAUUUGGUAUUUACCAAUAGGAGUGGUUACUAACCCAAACAAACCUGGAAAGGUGCGUUUGAUUUGGGACGCUGCAGCUAAGGCACAUGGCACAUCACUUAACGACAUGCUGCUUAAGGGUCCUGACGAGGUUAUGUCUUUACUUGGAGUACUAUUCCGUUUUCGUCUGUAUGCAGUGGCGGUGUGUGCAGACGUAAAGGAGAUGUUUCUACAGAUAAGAGUGCGGAGAGAGGACAAGCAUGCACAGCGCUUCUUAUGGCGGUACAAUCCUUCGGACGAGCUGGAUACCUACAUCGUGGACGUUGUGACAUUUGGCUCUACAUGUUCACCCGCGACAGCGCAGUAUGUCAAGAACCGGAACGCGAAAGAGCAUGCCGAGAAAUUCCCACGUGCGGUUGAGGGAAUCCUUGAGAGCACAUAUGUGGACGAUUUCUUAGACAGCUUUGGGACGACGGAGGAGGCGUGUCGAGUGUCUAACGAGGUCCGGAAAGUAUUCAGCAAUGGCGGAUUCGAGCUAAGGAAUUGGAGCUCGAAUAGUGCAGAGGUAAUUAAACACCUCGGUGAGCAGAACAGCGGAAACAUCAAAUAUUUAUCAACCAUGGGGGAUGAUAUCGAACGCGUAUUAGGAAUGCGUUGGCAUCCUGCAUCCGAUACAUUGGGAUUCUGCACACGGGCGUGUACGGUGAUAGCUGACUUCCUAAAGGCAGAGCGGAUUCCAACGAAGAGAGAGGUAUUACGAUGUGUGAUGUCAUUGUAUGAUCCUCUUGGGUUGUUGGCGAUAUUCGUGAUUCACGGCAAAAUCCUGAUACAAGAUCUAUGGCGAACCGGCACGCAGUGGGAUGAAGAAAUAAAUGGCAUCCAAUACAGCGAAUGGCGCAGAUGGAUAGAACUUCUCCCAACGAUUGGCGACAUACGCAUUCCGCGUUGUUACUUUACCGAAGCAUCGAAGAAAACGUACGAGAAUGCCGAAUGGCAUGUGUUCGUCGAUGCCAGCCAGCACGCAUAUGCAUGCGCUCUUUAUCUUCGCACGAUCGAUGAGUCCGGUGAACCGCAGUGCACCCUGGUUGGAGGAAAGGCUAAGGUGGCGCCAUUAAAGCCCCUUACGAUACCGAAGCUAGAACUCCAAGGUUGCGUGUUAGGCGCACGGUUCUUGCGCUACACGCAGGAACACCAUCCAAUUCGUGUGACACGACGAGUGCUCUGGACUGAUAGCACGGUCGCUCUGUCAUGGAUAAGAGCGGAUCCCCGAAACUACAAACCCUUCGUUGCCCAUAGAGUAGUCGAGAUUCUGGAGAGCACGGCAGUGGAUGAGUGGCGAUGGGUGCCGACAGACCACAACCCAGCGGAUGAGGCAACGAAGUGGAAGGGUAGGCCGAACUUCGACUACGACGGAAUCUGGUUUCAAGGGCCGGAAUUCUUGCUGAUUGGAGAGGACGACUGGCCGCAACAAAGAUCGACCGACACAGGCACGGGAGAAGAAAUACGGCGGACCCAGUGGACAUUCUACUCGGAGGAAAUUCGUGUCCUGAGCACCCAAAAUGGCGAUGAAGUACCCCGCGGGACGGUAGCUAAACAAAGCCGUAUAUACAAGCUAUUGCCAUUUCUGGAUGAAGAAGGCGUUUUACGGAUGCGAGGAAGAAUAGGAGAAGCGGCGGAAGUACCCUAUUCCGCAAAGUAUCCAGUAAUUCUACCGGGGAACUCUAAAUUGGCUGAGCUAAUAGUGGAGCGUUAUCAUCGAGUCUAUCGCCACGCCAAUAACGAAACAGUAGUGAACGAGGUACGACAACAGUUCCAGAUCCCGAGGCUGCGAGCGUUGGUUGCGAAAACGGUGAGGAAUUGUGUGUUCUGUGCAAUCCGGCGGGCACUACCACAAGUACCACCAAUGGCACCGCUACCAAAGGAGAGACUGGCACCGUUCGUCCGGGCGUUUACCUUCGUUGGACUCGACUACUUUGGCCCGGUAUUGGUAAAGAGAGGAAGGUCGAAUGAAAAGAGAUGGGUUGCCGUAUUCACCUGUUUGACCAUACGAGCGAUCCAUUUGGAGGUAGUGCAUAGCCUAGCGACAGAAUCAUGCAUAAUGGCGGUCAGGCGAUUCGUGGCGAGGCGAGGUGCACCGAUAGAAAUCUUCAGUGACAACGGGACCAACUUCGUGGGCGCUAGCAGACAACUUCGAAAAGAAAUCGAGCAACGUAAUGAAAUCCUGGCAACGACUUUCACCAAUGAACACACCCUUCGGAACUUCAACCCGCCUGGUGCUCCCCAUAUGGGAGGCGCAUGGGAGCGUAUGGUGCGCUCAGUGAAGGCUGCGAUCAGCACGGUAAUGGAGGUGAGGAAUUUACCGAAUGACGAGACAUUCGAGACCAUAUUGUACGAUGCUGAGGCCAUGAUCAACUCUAGACCGUUGACGUACGUACCGUUAGAUCCGGAGAACCGAGAGGCGAUUACACCAAAUCACUUCCUGUUGGGAAGUUCUUCGGGAGUUAAACAACGGCCGGUGUCAGCGGAGCGGAUCGGAUCAGUUGCGGACAGCAACGCGACGAAACCAGGGCGAAACCGAUCCGAACCGAAGAAGCUGACGGACGAAAUCGUGUUCGGAUCGGUCGGAGGGCACUGA